Molecule: messenger RNA, 237 nt
Organism: Trypanosoma grayi
Lineage: Eukaryota; Euglenozoa; Kinetoplastea; Trypanosomatida; Trypanosomatidae
Exons: 1
Coding region: 1-237 (78 amino acids)
Source: RefSeq, a predicted model, not a curated record
AUGAAACAGCCCUACAAAACCACGUGGCGGGUGUACCUUCCGGGGGCUUUUGUUCUCGCGAUUUACAGUUUCGCCAUUUACUUUAACCGAACCCGCGGGGACGUUGUGAAAUACGGCCAUGACUUUGUGCCUAUCUAUUCUGAAGACGGAAAGCUGGAGGGGUUCACACACCCCGUGCUUGUGAAGGCGGGCGACAAGUACCGGAGCACCGAGGAGUCAAAGAUGAAAUCUGCGUGA